AUGUCACGACAGACAGUCACCUCACGUCAGCGUCGCGUGCUCACUUCCAAAGAAGCUCGCGAGAUCACCCUUCAGAACCAGCUCGACUCACCUCUCUUACGACUGCCGCCAGAGAUACGCAACAAGAUCUACGCGUACGCGUGUUCCCGCACUCAGGCCGUCUUCAACAACAGUCCUCGAGCCCGCAAGUCCACAGCCAUCAUAUCCACCUGUUCCCAAAUGCACCAUGAAGCCCACGCCAUCUUCUUCGCGCAUGCGACAUUAGAUCUGAGGGCGCUCCUGUUCUCGGAGUUCCCACAGACGCUUCCACAUGCGGACUUCCGGCUCGUCACUUCCAUCCAUCUACGAUCGCAGCGGAUUACAAGGCUUCUACGGGAGGAUGAGCAAUUGGUAGCGGAACGACAGGGAGCUAAACUCUUCCCGGAACUGGAGCGAGUGUAUGUCGCUGGUUGGAGUAAAUCGCGCAUGCCAAAGGAUAGUUUGGGGGUUGACGCGCUACGAACUUGGGCGGGAAAUGCGGAUUUGCAAGUGGCGCACAGCUCAGCCUUCUAG
Alternaria ethzedia is the source of this 552-nucleotide messenger RNA. RefSeq lists its product as uncharacterized. The coding region runs from base 1 to 552 and encodes 183 amino acids. Lineage: Eukaryota; Fungi; Ascomycota; Dothideomycetes; Pleosporales; Pleosporaceae. The transcript has 2 exons. The record is from RefSeq and is a predicted model, not a curated record.